Messenger RNA from Penicillium olsonii, 1206 nucleotides. NCBI's taxonomy places the organism in Eukaryota, Fungi, Ascomycota, Eurotiomycetes, Eurotiales, Aspergillaceae. The record is from the annotation of a GenBank genome assembly.
AUGGCUGAAUCCAAGAAGGUGGCACUCGUCUUUGGUGCGAGCGGGAUUUCCGGCUGGGCUGUCACCAAAUGCGCUCUCUCUUAUCCCACACCUACUACUUUCUCCAGGGUCAUCGGCUUGACGAACAGACCGUUGCCACUGGAGAAGAGUGGUUUACCGCGCGAUCCACGAUUGGAGUUGCAUUCCGGGGUGAACUUGCGAGGAAGCCUUGAUGAAGUGAAGUCUCAGUUGCAAGAAAAGGUUCCCAGCCUGGAGGAUGUCACCCACGUAUAUUACCUUGCAUACUCCAAUGCGACUGCAUACUCAAUGGAUGUGAUGGGUAUCCGGGAUAUCAAUGAGGGAAUGACAUAUAACGCCGUGCACGCUGUCGAUCAACUGUGCAAAAACUUGAAAUUCUUCGUUCUUCAAACCGGGACCAAUAACUAUGGAGUUGCUGUGUUCCGCUUCCAAGAACAUAUCGAGAUCAACCCUCCCUUACGCGAAGACAACCCGCGCAUUCCCUCGCCCUGGGGAGAUGAGAUUUUCUAUUACGCGCAAGUUGACCUCAUCAAGGAAGCCAACAAGGGCAAGUCUUGGAAAUGGUGCGAGGCUCGCCCAGAUCAAAUCGUCGGUCAUGUUCCUGUCCCCACAAGUAUGACAUACGUUGAGCCCAUUGCCCUCUAUCUGAUACUAUACCGCUAUGUGAACGGUCCCGGUGCCACCGUUGUCUUCCCGGGGCCCUACACAAACUAUGUCCACACGUACACUUCAUCUUCACAGGACAUUAUCGCCCGCUCGGAACUGUAUCUGUCGGUUGAGAAACCCGAUCAGGCGCACGGAGAGGCAUUCAACACGGCUGACAACGCCGAGCCGGAAUCAUGGGCCCUUGUAUGGCCGAAGAUUUGUGAACACUUUGGUCUGACGGCCGAGGGUGCAAGUCCUGAAGAUAAGGGCUGGAAGAAUAUCGAUCAGUGGUGGACUGCACACCAGGAUGACUACCAGAGGAUGUGUGAAGAGUACUGUUUGCAGCCUCGCGAGAUUCCCGCGGAGACUUGGACUUUCCUUUCAGCAGGAUUCAGCUUUUUGGGGCGCGACCGCGCGCUGAGUUUGGAUAAGAUCCGGAGCGUUGGCUUUACUGAAGAGUAUCCCACAGCGUACGGAUAUAUUCGGGUGUUCGAUCGCUUGGUUGAGGAUGGUAUUAUUCCCAGCAAGGAGGCUUGGAACUAG